This is a messenger RNA of Aspergillus calidoustus, 999 nucleotides long. The record is from the annotation of a GenBank genome assembly. Lineage: Eukaryota; Fungi; Ascomycota; Eurotiomycetes; Eurotiales; Aspergillaceae.
AUGCCGCGCGCUGAAGCCGGAAGCACAAAGGCCAUCGCCAACAAGAUCAAAGCCAAAGGUUUAGGUCGUCUACGAUGGUACUGUCAAGCAUGCGAGCGCCAGAUGCGCGAUGAGAACGGGUUCAAAUGUCACGUCCAGAGCGAAAGCCACGUCCGACAAGUCUUACUCAUCGGCGAAGACCCGAAGAAAUACAUUGAAGAUUACAGCAAGCAGUUCAUCAGCAACUUUUUGACUCUGCUUCGCUCGACACACGGCGAGAAGAAGACUCAUAUCAACCAGUUUUAUCAGCAGGUUAUUGCGGAUAAGGAGCAUAUCCACAUGAACGCGACGAAAUGGAAGAGUCUCUCGCAGUUCGCGGCGCACCUCGGUCGCGAGGGACUGUGCCACGUUGAGGAGACGGAGAAGGGUCUGUUUGUUUCGUAUAUCGACCGGAGUCCGGAUGCGAUGAGACGACGAGAAGCGAUUAUGAAGAAGGAAAGACAGGAUCGGGGUGAUGAAGAGCGGGAACAGAGACAGAUCCUGGAGCAGGUUGCUCGGGCGCGCCAGAACGUCGACAAGGAGGAUGAUGAUAUCGAUCCUGAGGCGCGGAAUCUACAACGGAAGGAGGGCGAGAAGGUCAAGUUGAAUCUUGCCUUCGGUGCCAAGCUCGCUCAGCCGAGUCCGCCGGCACAGUCAGAGUCGCCCGAGGAUGCAAAGGACAAGGACAACUCCACGUCUGUGACGCCGGAGACGUCAGCUGCUGCUUCACCCGCCCCAACGCAAGCUGCUCCUGCGCCCAAGGUGUCGAUGUCGUUCGGCGGUGCGAAUAGCAAGCCGAAGAAUGUGUUUGCAGCUGCCGCGAAGAAGAACCCGCUGGCCGGGAAGAAGGGUCCUGUCAUGGUCGCCCCGAAGAAGAUGACCGAGCAGGAGAGGAUUAUGAAACAGGAGAUGGAGAUGAUGGAGCGGAAGCGCCUAGGUGGUGGGGGGAUGCCGAACCCCAAACGCCCCAAGGUGUCAUGA